Molecule: messenger RNA, 1614 nt
Organism: Pelobates cultripes (western spadefoot toad)
Lineage: Eukaryota; Metazoa; Chordata; Amphibia; Anura; Pelobatidae
Source: the annotation of a GenBank genome assembly
AUGUUGGUGACCUACUCCAGCUCCAGCAAGCAGUUAGAUGAGGGCAUGGUGUGUGACCUACUCCAGCUUUUCUGCAAGCAGUUAGAUGAGUGCAUGGUGUGUGACCUACUACAGCUUUCCUGCAAACAGUUAGAUGAGCUUAUGGUGUGUGACCUACUCCAGCUUCCCUGCAAGCAGUUAGAUGAGCAUAUGUUGGUGACCUACUCCAGCUCCAGCAAGCAGUUAGAUGAGUGCAUGGUGUGUGACCUCCUCCAGUUUUACUGCAAGCAGUUAGACCUACUCCAACUUUCCUACAAGCAGUUAGAUGAGCAUAUGUUGGUGACCUACUCCAGCUCCAGCAAGCAGUUAGAUGAGCGCAUGGUGUGUGACCUACUCCAGCUUACCUGCAAGCAGUUAGAUGAGCACAUGGUGUAUGACCUACUCCAGCUUUCCUGCAAGCAGUUAGAUGGGUGCAUGGUGUGUGACCUACUCCAGCUUUCCUGCAAACAGUUAGAUGAGCUUAUGGUGUGUGACCUACUCCAGCUUUCCUGCAAGCAGUUAGAUGAGCAUAUAUUGGUGACCUACUCCAGCUCCAGCAAGCAGUUAGAUGAGUGCAUGGUGUGUGACCUACUCCAGUUUUCCUGCGAGCAGUUAGACCUACUCCAACUUUCCUACAAGCAGUUAGAUGAGCAUAUGUUGGUGACCUACUCCAGCUCCAGCAAGCAGCUAGAUGAGCGCAUGGUGUGUGACCUACUCCAGCUUACCUGCAAGCAGUUAGAUGAGCGCAUGGUGUGUGACCUACUCCAGCUUUCCUGCAAGCAGUUAGAUGAGUGCAUGGUGUGUGACCUACUCCAGCUUUCCUGCAAUCAGUUAGAUGAGCUUAUGGUGUGUGACCUACUCCAGCCUUCCUGCAAGCAGUUAGAUGAGCAUAUGUUGGUGACCUACUCCAGCUCCAGCAAGCAGUUAGAUGAGUGCAUGGUGUGUGACCUACUCCAGUUUUCCUGCAAGCAGAUAGACCUACUCCAACUUUCCUACAAGCAGUUAGAUGAGCAUAUGUUGGUGACCUACUCCAGCUAUAGCAAGCAGCUAGAUGAGCGCAUGGUGUGUGACCUACUCCAGCUUACCUGCAAGCAGUUAGAUGAGCGCAUGGUGUGUGACCUAUUCCAACUUUCCUGUAAGCAGUUAGAUGAGUGCAUGGUGUGUGACCUAUUCCAGCUUUCCUGCAAGCAGUUAGAUGAGUGCAUGGUGUGUGACCUACUCCAGUUUUCCUGCAAGCAGUUAGACCUACUCCAACUUUCCUACAAGCAGUUAGAUGAGCAUAUGUUGGUGACCUACUCCAGCUCCAGCAAGCAGCUAGAUGAGCGCAUGGUGUGUGACCUACUCCAGCUUUCCUGCAAGCAGUUAGAUGAGUGCAUGGUGUGUGACCUACUCCAGCUUACCUGCAAACAGUUAGAUGAGCUUAUGGUGUGUGACCUACUCCAGCUUUCAUGCAAGCAGUUAGAUGAGCAUAUGUUGGUGACCUACUCCAGCUCCAGCAAGCAGUUAGAUGAGCAUAUGGAGUGUGACCUACUCCAGCUUUCCUGGCUGCAGGUGGACUGGUCUGGAGUUACCAUCCCUUCCCACUAUUUCCAAUAA